Molecule: messenger RNA, 2808 nt
Organism: Perkinsus marinus ATCC 50983
Lineage: Eukaryota; Perkinsozoa; Perkinsida; Perkinsidae
Exons: 4
Coding region: 57-2495 (812 amino acids)
Molecular function (GO): phosphoprotein phosphatase activity
Source: RefSeq, a predicted model, not a curated record
GUACUGUCCCCUCAAGAAGACUCUCUUCGGUCAGCAACGAUGUCUCUACUGUCUUCAUGACUGAUAGCAAGCAUUGUAGUGCCCUGGAGGACAGCUCUAGGGUCGACGUGGUGGCUGGUGACACUGGUGGGCCUGGUGGUGACACUCAAGGGACAAUCUACCAGAAGACACCUGUGAGAGCCGAGAAGCUAUUGAAUAUCAUGUUGCAACAGUUGAGCUGCGCGGAGCACGUGGCCUUCAACCUCUUGGACGGAGUGCGCUGUGACGCCACCCAUGUGUCCUUCUUCUGUCGGGAGUACUUCAAUACAGCUGCCCUCGAUGCUGGCCUCACUAUGGCCAAGUACUCCUCCUCUGUGGCUUCGGUCGAGGGUCGCCUCAAGAGGCAAAUUAAGAUGGCUAUGGUCCUCGAGAUGUGUGCCGUGGCCGUGUGUGCUGGUGUAUGUGCGGUCACAGCGCAGACCAGUGACUGGGCCCAACUAGUCCCGCUGGUGGUGAAGGCUCGUCUACGAGCCCUACUCCAGCACGUCCAUGAGAACGUCCUUCUCCUCAUCGACUACGUAUGUCAGAAAGCAGUAGAGUUCCCCGGCGACUUGGAGACGAACCCGUACAGUAUAGUCAACUUUGACCUCAACAUCCUCUACCUUGCCAAGCGUUACAGGGCAAUGGGAAAGGCGGGCCAUUCCAACGCUCUCUCGCAGAACAACAGCGAGGCUGAGAACCUCCUUAGACAGGUGUGCCGAACUCUGUCUGGCGCACCCACCACUCGAGGGCGUCGGCCAAGCUCAGCUAUGAACUCCUUGGGGGGCCAGGUCGCCGCUCUGGUCACAGAGGUCCUCGAUAUGGCCCAUAAGAACUCCCUCAGCAACAUUCGAAGUAAGUUUCUCCAAAGCUUGAGGUUCCGUCCGGUAGAAGGCCCGGUGUACGAGAGAUAUGAGAAGGUGCCAACGGCUUCUGACAGCCGAGCUUCUGUCGCGGCGGCCAUCACGGCUUACUUCGAGCCUUUGCCCCCGAUGCUACCCCAUCUCAUUAGGAUGAGACCCUUACUGCCCCCACAGCAUUGUGGUGUGUCGGGAUAUACAGCUGUCAUUGACCUUGACGAGACCUUGGUUCACUACUCGGAGGUGGAGGGCGGCAGUGGUGGCCGCUUUGAGAUGAGACCGGGGUGUGUCGAGUUCCUGUCAGGCCUGAACGCUUUGGGUUAUGAAAUUGUGGUAUUCACAGCCGCGACACAGGACUAUGCCGAUUGGGUGGUGGACCAGCUGGAGACCCUGCGAGGUGUGGUCGUGCACCACCGACUCUAUCGUCAGCAUGCCCUCCCUUGGGGGCCUAUCUUCAUCAAGGAUUUGGCUAGGCUUGGUCGGAAGCUGGACAGAAGCAUAAUACUCGAUAACGUGAAGGAGAACUUCAUGUUGCAACCUGAGAAUGGCAUAUUUAUAUACCCGUGGUAUAGCGAGCGAGACGAUACGGCACUUUACGACCUAUUGCCACUUUUCCAAGAGCUCAUAGUCACCAGAGUGUCAGUGCCUUCCCUCCUCCACAAGUACAGCGAGGAGAUACCCUCCUGGGCGGGCUUCGAUGGCGUGGAAAUGGAGGAGUGUGGUGUGGCCAACCAACUGGCCUUAGCUGCUGCGACCAUCCCUGAGGACGGUGGAGUGCUUGAUCCCAGCAAUAAGAUCACUGGAGCCUUCCAAGCCCCUCCACCACCGGUGGCGACCUCUCACUCGGCAGCUGUGGCCUACCAGCAACCCAGGACUCUGUCGGACUCGCAGAGGUUCCCUGGCACGCCGAUGCGGGUAUAUGAUACUACUCGAACGGACAAGUCAGUUGUCGAUACUGCACCUCGCCAUGAGGAAGCUGAAGGGAGGCAUCGUGUGGUGGUGACGAGGUCUCAGCCGUCACCGCCGAAUCGUAGUACUGUAGUACAGGGCGCCUCGAUGACCGGACCCUACACUGGAAGAUACGUUUAUGGCGGUCCAGUUACAGCGACCCCCUCGAUGGCAGCAACUACUACCACAUCGCAUCACGCCUCGAGCCAACGUGCUAUAUAUAUGGGCUCGCCGGUCAUACCGCCGACACCAGCAGUGGCCCAUCGACAGAUUUUCCAACUUGGCCUACCUCCGUUGACACCGAGCCUUUUCUCUGCUCCGUAUCAACCACAGCAAUCCGUGACGGUAUCGCAGCCCUUCACGGUGAGGGUCCAGCCGGCGACCAGAGCGAUAGGGGCUAUGCCGGCUAGUCCAGUGAUGGGCACUCGGAUGAUCAUGAGUGCUACCAAUAGAGCGGCCCAGCAGCAACGCAGCCACGCAGUCUCUCAUCAGACCAACCCAAGGCCGGUUGUGUCUUGGCCGAUGGCAGCAGGCCCUUCGGUUCCUCCAUCACCCUUGGUGGGCAGCAGAAUCAUCACUAAUCCUGGUUUGCUAUCGUCCGUAUGGUUACAUCACCCACAGCCGCAACAGAUGACGACGGCUCAUCCUUCGACGAUUAUCCGCCUCUGAGACAAGUUGCUUGCGAAUGUCUUCACAGAGAUUAUUAUCAGUCUAGAUAGCCACUACGUGGUCGUAGUAGCCGAUUAGAGUAUGAAGGAUAGUAUGACAAGUUGAGGGUGUUCACAAGGCUUAGUAUCUCGUCGUAUAGUAGCACUACUGCCAAGCAGUACACUAUCAUCAGUAUCCUUUUGUCUUAGCUGCUGCUGCUACCUCACAAUUGUAACCAUCAUUAUUUCAAAGUGCAUGCAUCAUUCUAUGCUAAUAUGGCCUCAUAGUAGGCUGAAGUGGCGAAGGAGUGGUAUGGUAACCGUACGCAAGCCUA